AUGCCUUCGUUCAAGAGCACCGUCUUCGCCGUUGCCGCGGCCUUUGUCGCCACGGCCCAGGCUGAUUACUACGUCGAGCCCUCAUCCGUUCCUCUGGCCACAAGAAAGGCUUGGUGCGCCGACGAGAAGAACACAUGCCCCAUCAUCUGCCAGCAGGUCGAGCCCCGGACGACCCUGGUGAACGACUGCGACCCUGAAACCCUCACCUACGGCUGCAUCUGCGGCGACAAGAACCAGCCCAACAUGACCGAGUACUCCCUCACCCUGCCCUACCACGUCUGCCAGGAGUACGGCAACCAGUGCGUCAAGGCCUGCGGCCUCGGCGCCAACCAGUGCUCGUCAAACUGCCGCCAGAACAACCCCUGCGGCGCCCAGAACCCCACCCGCCAGAACUCGACCUCCACCGCCGGCACGGCCACCGCCUCUGCGACGGCCUCCGAGACGAGCGGCGCCAUCUACACCGGCCUCGGCGACUCCGGUUCCUCCUCCUCCGGCUCGUCGUCCGGCAGCGGUGCCGCGGCCCUGGAAAUGGGUCGCAGCGCUGGCCUGGCUAUCCUCGUCGGUAGCUUGAUCGGCGGUGCUGCUCUCUUGCUCUAA
This is a messenger RNA of Colletotrichum abscissum, 597 nucleotides long. RefSeq lists its product as uncharacterized. Bases 1 to 597 code for a protein of 198 amino acids. The transcript is spliced from 3 exons. NCBI's taxonomy places the organism in Eukaryota, Fungi, Ascomycota, Sordariomycetes, Glomerellales, Glomerellaceae. The record is from RefSeq and is a predicted model, not a curated record.